Rangifer tarandus platyrhynchus (Svalbard reindeer) is the source of this 333-nucleotide messenger RNA. The record is from the annotation of a GenBank genome assembly. NCBI's taxonomy places the organism in Eukaryota, Metazoa, Chordata, Mammalia, Artiodactyla, Cervidae.
AUGUGGGAUCUUCCCGGACCCAGGAUCAAACUUGUGACCCUGCAUUGGCAGAUAGAUUCUUUACCACUGAGCCACCAUGGAAGUCCCUGGACUUUAGCCUUAAUGUGCCGGGGUAGGUUAUGUUCUGUAAGUAAACUUCAGGCAAAACAGGUAAGAAAGAUUUGUACAGCUGGGCUGAACCCUCCGCACCUGCGGACAGGUGGCAUGAGCCGUGUGGGCCAUCUGAAAUCGUCUGGGAGGCACAUCACAGAAAGGAACACUCAGGUUAAAAUAAUGCGAAUGUUUAUCUUAUUUAACCCAGCACUUCCAAAAUAUUAUCCAGGCAACAUGUAA